UCUAUUCUCAUUCCUCAUCCAUCAUUUCAACGAAUAAUCGCAAGACUCACGCCUCUUCUUCUCGACCAUUCUUCCCCACACAAAAAGGAAAAACCUCGAAUAACGCCAAACACUCUCACUUCUCUUUUUUAGACUAAAAAAAAAGCCACUACUUUGUUCACCACUGCUCACAAAUCACAAUGGCUUUCACAGAGUUCAGGCCUCUGGACGAGAAGUCUCUGAUCGAGUACAUAAAAACCGUGCCCGCUCUGCACUCUAAGCUCGGUAACAACCUCGACGACAUCAAGGUUAAGGAGGUCGGAGAUGGCAACCUUAAUUUCGUCUUCAUCAUCGUUGGCCCUGAUGGAUCUUUCGUCAUCAAGCAGGCUCUUCCGUACAUACGUUGUAUAGGGGAAUCAUGGCCGAUGACUAAGGAAAGGGCAUAUUUUGAGGCGGUGGCACUGAGAGAGGAAGCUCGCUUGAGUCCUGAGCAUGUCCCUGAAGUUUAUCAUUUUGAUCGUACUAUGUCUUUGAUUGGCAUGCGUUACUUAGAGCCUCCGCAUAUAAUUCUGAGGAAAGGGUUGAUUGCCGGAAUUGAAUACCCCUUGCUGGCAGAACACAUUUCAGAAUUCAUGGCAAGGACACUUUAUUUCACAUCCCUCCUUCAUCGUUCCACCACGGAGCACAAACGUGCUGUUGCCGAAUUUUGUGGGAAUGUGGAAUUAUGCAGGCUCACUGAGCAGGUUGUUUUUUCUGACCCUUACAAAGUUUCUGAGUAUAACCGUUGGACUUCCCCUUUUCUUGAUCUUGAAGCUGAGGCUAUUCGAAAGGACAAUAUUUUGAAGCUUGAGGUUGCAGAAUUGAAAUCUAAGUUCUGUGAGAGAGCCCAGGCUCUUAUACAUGGAGAUCUCCACACUGGUUCUGUAAUGGUUACUCGUGAGUCAACUCAAGUUAUAGAUCCAGAAUUUGCAUUUUAUGGGCCUAUGGGUUUUGACAUUGGAGCAUUUCUUGGAAACUUGAUUUUGGCUUUCUUUGCACAAGAUGGACAUGCUGAUCAAGCGAAUGACAGAAAAAAAUAUAAGGAGUGGAUUUUGAGGACAAUUGAAGAGACUUGGAAUCUUUUCCGCAAGAAAUUCAUUGCACUUUGGGAUGAGCACAAGGAUGGUUCUGGUGAGGCAUAUCUUCCUGCAAUAUAUAACAAUCCUGAGCUUCAGCAGCUUGUACAAGAGAAAUUUAUGGAUGAUCUGUUCCAUGACACCCUUGGAUUUGGUGCUGCCAAAAUGAUAAGGAGAAUUGUUGGUGUGGCACAUGUUGAGGAUUUUGAAUCAAUCACUGAUGCUAGCAGACGAGCAGAUUGUGAACUCCGGGCCCUUGAAGUGGCAAAGUUGCUUCUCAAGGAAAGGAGAAAAUUCCAUGCCAUUACUGAAGUUAUUUCAGCCAUGCAAAAAUUCCAGUCAUAACUAAGUUUUUGGUAAAAUGAUAGUUUGCUUGAAUGUUGGGGUUUUCCAGACAAGAAUUUCCAGAUAUUUGUAGAAUGAAUUGUUACUAUGUGUAUUGUAAUGUCAACAUUAAGACAAAGUAAUAAGAUUUCCUUUUUUGCUGUUAUUUUGGUUGCUUCAUUGCUGUGAACUGUGAUUGCCGAAGGUGCUUGCUUGUUAUUAAUAUGAUUCUAUCAUUUAAGUGA
Quercus robur (English oak) is the source of this 1663-nucleotide messenger RNA. RefSeq names its product methylthioribose kinase-like. The coding region runs from base 180 to 1439 and encodes 419 amino acids. Gene Ontology annotation, molecular function: S-methyl-5-thioribose kinase activity. The record is from RefSeq and is a predicted model, not a curated record. The transcript is spliced from 6 exons. Lineage: Eukaryota; Viridiplantae; Streptophyta; Magnoliopsida; Fagales; Fagaceae.